Kalmanozyma brasiliensis GHG001 is the source of this 531-nucleotide messenger RNA. RefSeq names its product Peptidase S24/S26A/S26B. Gene Ontology annotation, molecular function: serine-type endopeptidase activity. The transcript has a single exon. The coding region runs from base 1 to 531 and encodes 176 amino acids. Lineage: Eukaryota; Fungi; Basidiomycota; Ustilaginomycetes; Ustilaginales. The record is from RefSeq and is a predicted model, not a curated record. Gene Ontology annotation, cellular component: signal peptidase complex; membrane.
AUGUUCGCAGAAGAGCUCGCCUCGCUGCGUCGACAAGGUCUCCGCUCGAUCCUCUACCAGGUCCUCAAUUUCGUCUCUGUCGUCUCAACCGCACUGGCGAUGUGGAAAGGCCUCUCUGUGCUGACAGACACCGAGUCGCCCGUGGUCGUGGUCCUCUCUGGCUCGAUGGAGCCCGCCUUCUACCGCGGCGACCUGCUGUUCCUCUCGAUGCCCAGUGGACCGCUCAAAGUCGGCGACAUUUCCGUGUACAAGGUGCCCGGAGCAGACAUCCCUAUCGUUCAUCGAAUCAUCGAGACUCACGACGCACCCGAUGGAGACCAGCUCAUUCUCACAAAGGGAGAUAACAACGAGAGCGACGAUAUCGCCCUAUAUCAUGGUGCACGGUGGAUGAGGAGGAGCAACAUGGUCGGGAGAGUCAGAGGAUAUAUGCCUUAUGUGGGGUAUGUGACCAUCGCAUUGAACGACUAUCCGAAGUUGAAGUACGCCCUGCUAGGGAUCAUGGGUCUGUCGCUUCUGUUCCAGAAGGAGUAG